Diospyros lotus (date-plum) is the source of this 1675-nucleotide messenger RNA. RefSeq lists its product as uncharacterized. Bases 20 to 1378 code for a protein of 452 amino acids. Gene Ontology annotation, molecular function: protein dimerization activity. The record is from RefSeq and is a predicted model, not a curated record. The transcript is spliced from 3 exons. Lineage: Eukaryota; Viridiplantae; Streptophyta; Magnoliopsida; Ericales; Ebenaceae.
AGCGCACUGUUUGGAUUUAAUGUUGGAAGAUAUUUUCAAGUUGCCUAAUAUGAAGAAGACAUUUGAGAGAGCUGUUAUAGUGAAUAGCUAUAUCUAUACUCGUUCGGGUCUAGUAAACAUGCUUAGAAGGUUUACUGACAAGAAAGAGUUGUUGAGGCCUGCAAAAACACGGUUUGCAACUGCCUUUAUCACUUUGGGCAGGAUGCAUAGUCUGAAAAGCAACCUUAGAAGGAUGUUUACCUCCGAGGAGUGGAUGACAAGCAAGUGGGUAAAAGAAGCGGGGGCUAAAAAGGUUGUAGAAGUGAUUUUGAUGCCUUCAUUUUGGAACAAUGUUGUAUUUGCUUUAAAGGUGGCUGGUCCAUUGGUGCGUGUAUUGCGCUUAGUGGAUGGUGAGAAGAAGCCUGCUAUGGGAUACAUAUAUGAGGCCAUGGAUAGGGCCAAAGAAGCGAUUGCUAACUCUUUUAAUGGGGAUGAAAAGAAGUAUGCACCCAUUUUUCAGAUUAUUGAUAAUCGAUGGGAUGUUCAGCUUCAUCGCCCCUUGCACGCAGCUGGUUGGUACUUGAACCCAGAAUAUUUCUACAAGGCUGAACAUAUAGAUCCAGAAAUCAUGAAUGGCUUAUAUGAAUGCAUUAGAAAGUUAAAUCCAAAUAUAAAGGUUCAAGACCAAAUUGAUGUUGAGCUUUCGAUGUAUAACAAUGCAGAUGGGUUCUUUGGAAACUAUAUGGCUAUUAGAAAGAGAGCUGAGAAAUCACCAGCUGAAUGGUGGGCUUCAUAUGGAAUGUCAACACCCACGUUGCAAAAAUUUGCAAUUAAAAUUCUUAGCUUGACUUGUAGUUCAUCUGAGUGUGAACGUAAUUGGAGUGUGUUUGAAAAUCUUCAUACUAAACGGAGAAACAGGCUUGAUCAACUUCGUUUAAACGACUUGGUGUUUGUGAAAUACAAUAGAGCAUUGAGGCGUCGAUAUCAAAUGCGUGAUACCAUUGACCCUAUCAUAUUGACCGACAUUGAUGAAAGCAAUGAAUGGUUGACUGGAAAACUUGAUGAGGAGAAUGAUAAAGAUGAUGAAACUGUUUUUCUAGAUGACAUUGGGGAUGGGUUGACAUGGAGUAAUGUUGCUGCGGCUGCAGGAGUUGGAGAGCCUAGUUAUCAAUUUAGAACUAAACAAACUCGAUCACAAUUGGGAUCAACUUCGGCUUCGACUUCAAAGCGGCGAGUAACUCAAGAGAUUGAAGAGGAGGAAAGUGAGGCAGGGACCGAAGAUGAUGAAGACUUGGAAGAGGGAGAAGAAUUGAGAGAUGAAGAAGAAGAUGAAGGGGUGAUUGAAGGGGAUGAUGAAGAUAUUGACCUUGAUAUUGAUGAUCUCCUUGAUGAUGAUUGAUUAAAAAACUUUUUUAUAUUGAUUGUGGACUUGUAAUGUUUAUGUGUUUGUUUAGAACUUUGCAUUAUAAUUGGUACUUGGUAAAGUUUAAGACUUUAAGUUUGAACUUUGAUGAUGUUUCUAGUUUAGAAUUUGCAUGAUGAAUGAAUUAACUUUGAUGUUGUUAGUUUAUAGAAUUUGAAGAUAAUGAAUCAUGAAUGAUAUGAAUGUGUUAUUAUUGAUAAUUUGAUAGUUGUUUAUGAUUUUACAAGAUUUUGAGUUUUUUUCCUAAAAGGUGCGCCUUGCUUCGCAAAGGCG